Molecule: messenger RNA, 1317 nt
Organism: Paramacrobiotus metropolitanus
Lineage: Eukaryota; Metazoa; Tardigrada; Eutardigrada; Parachela; Macrobiotidae
Exons: 5
Coding region: 292-864 (190 amino acids)
Source: RefSeq, a predicted model, not a curated record
UCAACCACAAGUACACAACCAUGAGUAUUCUGACAUUAAUAAUUUUAGUUUAAAAACAUUAAGCAGGAAAACGCAUGCUUCUAUUUUUCGGCGAAAUUGCUCAUAUUAAUAUUAUUGCCCCAUCACCUUUUUGUAGCUGCAUAUGUACAAUACGCGCGGUUUUAAGCAACAUAUUGCGAUGAUGUUUCUGUGUACUUGUGCAGAGCAGGUUCCUGAUGGGCACCAGUGAACCGACGUUUUAAUGCGGAACCUUGGGGAAUAUUCGUGAUUAUCAUUGACAAAGGGUUUCUUAUGGAUAGAGCGAGAAUGUGGACGUUCAUAUGGAUUCUGGAGGUCAUUUUGACGUGUUCCUUAUCAUUACGGGUGUGUGCGGAGUCUGACGACGCCGCGACGAAACUGCGUAUCGAAGUGAAGCUGGUGCAGUUCAGCAAUCCGGACGGUAUUCUGUACAACCGGAAACGCUGCGAUUUCAUGACACCAUGCGACCCCACUAUCUUCGCUUACGUAGAUCUAGAAAAUCCCGACGCUCGCCGACUUGAUUUUGAACAGGAUUCACACAACUUUCAAAAGAUCCGGAGUGUGUGGGACACGAAUAUCGUUGACUUAGAUGAAACAGUUCGUAGGGAUAUUUCCGUCCCGGCAAACGGCACGCAGACGGCGACGGUGCGGGUAAAGGUCCAGGAUUACGACCACACCAAUCAUUUUGAUCCCAUCGAUAAUUUCGAAUGCAAGAUCAGUUUCUCUGCAUCCUCGGUUUCCGAUCAGUGGUCGGAUGUUGUAACGUGUCAGGGAAUUAAUCAGCCCGAUAAAAUCAGUAUUAAAUUCCGCUGGAGGAUCGCACUGACGCCAAAGACCAAACGCUGAGUCGCUGACCGAUAUUGUUAUUGCAAUACGAUUACCUAUUUUGUAUGUUAAAAACAUUAUGAAUUACGUGGUUAAUUACCCUAAUUUAUGUUCUAUCUGAACGUUUUCUAAUUAUGGGAUGACUUUUCCCUUUAUGCUUAUUGUAUACAUAAAUAAAAAUAAUUAUUAUAAACAAGGUCUUACGAUAUAACGAAUCAUAACCUACGUACCUUUACUUUUAAUUUAACAGUUUGCUUGAGUAUUGUUAAUAAGUUGCGGAAGUCACUGGGAAGAGGGAACGCAUUUAUUCACACAGUGUGAUAGAUUUCCCAUAAACUGCGUUUGCCAAGCGAACCAGAGUGGUCGUUGACCCAAGCCAAACCAAAACAAAACGUUUUGAUGAGUUUUGCUCGUUGUUGCUGAUCAUGGACACACCGGGCUAACUGGACAGUCUGGGCUGCGCAUUACGCGCUG